Ilex paraguariensis (yerba mate) is the source of this 1110-nucleotide messenger RNA. Lineage: Eukaryota; Viridiplantae; Streptophyta; Magnoliopsida; Aquifoliales; Aquifoliaceae. The record is from the annotation of a GenBank genome assembly.
AUGGAGUCAAGUAGAUAUGUUAUCUUUUUGAGGGUUACCAAGUUGAUGAAUAAUGGAAGAAGGAUGGGAUUAAUUAUACCUAAAGGCUCUGAUGAAAGGGGGUGGAUUGAGUUUGGAAGCUUAUUGGAGUUUUCAAUGGAGAAGGGUAGAACAAGAGAAGGUGAGACAAACAAGGCUAUGAUUCGUGAAGAAGAUAAAUGGAAGAAAGCAGUAGUGUGUUGUAGCAGAGCUUGUUUCACCUGUGGAAUAAAUGGAGACCAAAAUCCAAUUCGUUUAGAAGCAAAGUCUCAUUCUUGGGGUGGAUGGAUUGCACUAGAAGGUCUUCCAUUUCACCGAUGGCAUAUGGAAGUGUUCAACAAGAUUGGGGAUUGUUGUGGAGGUUUUGUCGAGAAGCCAGCUGUUUAUAAAAAUAAGGCCCAAUAUCUAGAGAAAGAGAAGUCCACUCGAAAAAGGCCUCUUGUUGAGCCUUAUGUAAAUGGGCUUGGUCUGGAACUUGAUGCUAGGGGAAACCGAAGAGCCACUGAACAACCAAACGAGAAGAAGAAUAAGCUUUCUUGGGAUCACAGGAGAUGUUACGAAGGAGCUAGGAAGGAUUGUUUGAUAUCAAUGAAGUUGCUGGGAAUGCUUCAGGGAGUACUGGCAGGUAAAGGAGUUCGAUGGAGGCCUCUGAUCGAAGGAGUACUGGCUGGUAAAGGAGUUCGAUGGAGGCCUCUGAUCGAAGUGAGUAUGGGGCAGAGCCAAGCUUUGAGGAGUUAUGUUGUUUUAUGGGAAGAUUUUGUACCUUACGCAAAUAUUUACACUUUUGAUGAGCACAAUAAGUCCUUUGUGUCUUUAAUGGUGGACGACUGUGGGGGAGUCUUUACUCUUGCUUGUUCAGGUCAUCUUGGGUUAUCUGGGAUGGGCAAAGGGAUGCAGGCUGGGGAGAAGGGCGAGGUAGGUCAAACUAAUGGUCAGGAAUUGGCAGGGGUGGGUAAUGUUUUUUCUGGUUUUGAGUCGGGGUUAGGGAUGGAAAUGGUGGGUGGGAUGUUUGGGCCUGGGGGGAGAAGUUGGUUAUCAAUGGGAACUGGGGGUCUAUGGGAAUCGAAAAACAACAAAGUUCAAGUCUGUUAG